AUGAAUAAUAAUUACCCUUUGCAAAAUAAUCAACAAUCAACAACUAAUUCUGUUAUUCGACCGGAACAGAGCCAUUCUUCAAAUAUAACUUAUAAUAACUUUUCUACAUAUGAUAAUAAUAAUUAUACUUCAACAACUCCUUACGUGCCUUACGUAAAUAAUAAUUAUACUGCGCUUAACGAAAGCAUUGCUUCUACUUCGCAUUCCUACCCUCUUCCAUCUCAACAAAAUGUUGAAAAUCCACCAAAUUUAUUAUUUAACAUGACUAAUAACUGUUCUCCACCAAAUCCAUUUAAUAUGACUAAUAUUAUUAGCCCUUCUCGGUCCGAGAUCCAUACUUUUGAGAUCCCUGGGUAUAAGGUUAUUCUUAUACCAACUUUUUCUCAAUACGAUAAUAUUCAUUUUACUCAAUUUAGACAAUUUCGAUAA
Molecule: messenger RNA, 429 nt
Organism: Rhizophagus irregularis DAOM 181602=DAOM 197198
Lineage: Eukaryota; Fungi; Glomeromycota; Glomeromycetes; Glomerales; Glomeraceae
Source: RefSeq, a predicted model, not a curated record